AUGCAAGGCCUCCAACACCAGCAGCAGCAGCUCGUGGCGCUCCUUACGGCGGCACUACCCAAAGACGCUUCCUCCAAAGCCCCGGCGACUUCUUCUUCUUCAGUCUCUUCCUCCGCCGGCUCUGUUACCCCCUCACCCGAAGAAGACGAAUCGCAGCGUCUAGCAGCCAUCAACUCCCUCCACCGCGCAAUACUCUAUCCGCACAACUCGCUCCUAGUCACGCACUCCGCCUCCUACCUCGCUCAGGGUUUCUCUCAGCUACUAACUGAUAAGUCGUAUUCGGUGCGCCGUGCAGCAGCUACAGCAUAUGGAGCUCUGUGUUCUCUAUUGUGUUCAUUCUUGAUAGCUGCGAAUGGGAGGCAGAACCAUGCUAUACUUGGUAGUUUGAUUGACCGGUUUAUUGGGUGGUCUUUGCCAUCUCUAAGGAAUAUUGUCAAUGGAACUUCAGAACUAGCUUUAGAGAGCCUUCACGAGUUUCUUAAUGUUGGAGAGGUUGGAGCUGUGGAGAGAUAUGCUUUGCCAAUUCUUAAAGCUGGCCAAGAACUCCUUGAGGAUGAGAGAACCUCUAUGAGUUUACUCCCAAGACUUCUUAGUGUGUUAACAAUGAUUUCGUUGAAGUUUUUUAGAUGCUUCCAGCCCCACUUCAUGGACAUUGUUGAUCUACUUCUCGGGUGGGCAAUGGUACCGGAUAUUACAGAACCCAACAAGCUCGUUAUUAUGGAUGGUUUCCUACAAUUCCAGAAACAUUGGGUGAAUAAUAUGCAAUUUUCUUUGGGAUUGCUGUCAAAGUUUUUGGGUGACAUGGAUGUGUUAAUCCAGGAUGGAAGCCCUGGUACUUCUCAGCAAUUUAAAAGAUUGCUUGCCCUGCUAUCUUGCUUUUGUACAGUUUUACAAUCCUUAGCAUCCGGCUUAUUGGAAAUAAAUUUACUUCAUCAAAUAGCCGAACCCCUUUCCCAGAUGGUUCCUGUUUUACUGGGAUGUUUGUCUAUGAUAGGAAGAAAAUUUGGAUGGUCAAAAUGGAUUGAGGAUUCUUGGAGGUGCUUGACAUUGUUGGCAGAAAUUUUAAGUGAAAGGUUUUCCACAUUCUAUCCGAUUGUAGUUGAUACAUUGUUUCAAAGCUUGGAAGUGGGAAAUGCAAACCUAGUUUCUUCCUUACAGGUUCAUGGGGUUCUUAAAACUAAUUUGCAGCUAUUGUCCCUCCAAAAGCUUGGCCUUGUGCCAUCAUCUGUCCAUAAGGUACUACAAUUUGAUGGACCCAUCUCUCAAUUGCGUUUGCAUCCAAACCAACUAGUGACUGGAAGCGCUGCUGCUACUUACAUCUUUUUACUUCAACAUGUGAAAAAUGAUGUUGUAGAGAACACAAUUGAUUGUUUAUUUGAAGAGCUUCAGUUAUUGAAGCAUAUGCUUGAAAAGAUUUCAGGUGAGGGGGAUGAGCUCGAACUGGCAGUAGAUCUUAGAAGUUAUUCUAAAUCUGAGCUGGUUGUGUUGAUAAAGUUUGAUUGGGAAGUCCUGUUAAGCUGUGUUUCUCUAUCACGAGGUGAUAGUUUGAUUGAACGAGCAGAGCUCGACACUUCGCACCUGAGCAGAGCAGAAAAAUUGGUAGCUUUUGAGCUCGACACUUCGCACCUGAGCAGAGCAGAAAAAUUGGUAGCUUUUUUAACUGACAAGUUUGAUCCCUUUCAUUUGCCAAUCCAAAGUGUAACACUGCAAGUUAUUCUUCUGAGAGUAGUAGAAAGGCUCGCAGCAAUCGAGUUUAAGAGCAAGUGUUCCGCAAUAAAACAAAAAAGCGGGUUCAAUUGUCCUGAAAUAUCGUCUGGGACGUAUGUGGAGGAUGAAAAUGUGAGGGCUCUGUACCCCAAAUUAGUUUUUCGUUACUUGAGGAGGUAUAUGAAACUUCUUGUAAAUUCUCUCGAUAUGUCUUCUCCGUUGGCAAUUAAAUUAGAAGCCCUAAGAUGGAUCGAUAAAUUUUGUGAAAAUAUUUAUAAUACAUAUAGAAACUCAAAGGCUCCAUCACACCCUUGUCAAGCUGCUGCAUGCGGGAGAAUAAUCCAGGACUUGCUUUUCUCGCUUCUAGGCGCUGCUUCAGAUAGAGAACCAGAGGUGAGAUCACUUGUGGCAACAGCUCUUGAGAUGCUCUUGAAAGCAAAACUGAUCCACCCCUUUCAGUUUCCUAUUAUUGCUGAAGUGAUCCUUGAAAAACUUGGUGACCCGGAAAAGGAUAUAAAACAUGCGUACCUUAAGUUGCUUUCUCAUGUCUUACCUGUAACAAUAUAUAUUUGUGGGCUUCGUGAUAGUCGAGGAGUUAGUACAUGCCAGCCUCAAGUUCCUGCAGAAUCUGAUAGAUUUUUCUUGCUCUGGAAACAAAUCUUUGCCCUUAAGCAACUGCCUCAGCAGCUCCACUCCCAACAGCUUGUUUCUAUUUUGAGUUAUAUAUCGCAGAGAUGGAAAGUUCCCUUAUCUUCAUGGAUCGAACGGCUGAUUCAUACCUGUCGGAACAAAAAGCACCACCCAUCGACUCAAUCAGAGGAAGCAGAAACUUUUGAUUCUAAUGGUUUAUGGUGGGACGUCAAAGUGGAGGAAGACAUACUUGAAAGGAUUUGCUCGGUUAACCGCCUAGCUGGUGCCUGGUGGGCUAUACAUGAAGCAGCUAGAUUUUGCAUUACUACUCGUCUUCGAACUAACCUUGGUGGCCCAACUCAGACUUUUGCUGCUUUGGAGCGUAUGCUUCUUGAUGUUUCUCAUGUGUUACAGCUCGAGACAAAUCAAAACGAUGGAGCCGUAAAUAUCAUUGGCUCUUAUGCUCAUUUGUUGCCCAUGAGAUUGUUACUUGAAUUCGUUGAGGCGUUGAAGAAAAAUGCAUAUAAUGCAUAUGAGGGGUCAAUAAUCUUACCUCAUGCUUCCCAGUCGAGCUGUUUAUUCUUUAAGGCAAAUAAGAAAGUCUGUGAAGAGUGGUUUUCAAGAAUAAGUGAGCCAAUGAUUGAUGCUGGACUGGCUCUCCAGUGCCAUGAUUCUACUGUUCAUUACUGCACAUUACGGUUGCAGGAAAUUAGCAACAUUGUCGCUUCAGCACUGUCAGAUAAGUCUAGAAUCCAGAUGACAGAAAAUCUUCAAAAUAUUAGAGGCAGGUAUGCUGGAGAUAUUCUGAGAAUUGUGCAAAACUUGGCGCUGGCUCUGUGUAAGAAUCGUGAACCGGAUGCACUGGUUGGGUUGCAAAAAUGGGCUACCUCGACAUUCUCUUAUUUGCUUUCUGAUGGUAACCAAGGACCAAGUGAUGAAAAAAACUGGGGACAUUUCUCAUUCAUUACCGGGCUUGUAUAUCAGGCAGGAGGGCUGCAUGAAAAGGCAGCUGCUCACUUUAUUAAUUUGUUACAGACUGAAGAAUCGCUCACUUCUAUGGGUUCUGAUGGCGUGCAAUUUGCGAUUGCCCGCAUUAUUGACAGUUAUACGGCUAUUUCUGAUUGGGAAUCUCUAGAAUCCUGGUUGUUGGAGUUGCAAACUGUACGUGCGAAGAAUGCUGGAAAGAGUUAUUCUGGUGCUUUGACCACUGCUGGAAAUGAGAUUAAUUCAAUUCAAGCCUUGGCUCGGUUUGAUGAGGGUGAUUUCCAGGCAGCAUGGUCGUACCUUGAUUUGACCCCUAAAAGCAGCAAUGAACUAACACUUGAUCCCAAGUUGGCUUUGCAAAGGAGUGAACAAAUGCUUUUGCAGGCAAUGCUUCUCCAUGCUGAGGGAAAAGUGGAAAAAGUGUCCUAUGAGUUACAAAAGGCCAAGUUAAUGUUGGAGGAGACAUUUUCUGUUCUGCCACUUGAUGGACUGGUUGAGGCAGCACCACAUGUCAAUCAGUUGUACUGCAUUUCUGCAUUUGGAGAGGCUUGCAAUCUAGGAGACAGCCAGGGCCAACCCAUGGAAACAUUAUUAAGCACAUACAUCCAAACGGUGCAGUUUCCUUGUGAUCAAGUUCAUCAAGAUUGCAGUUUGUGGCUAAAAGUUCUGCGUGUUUGUCGGAAAACUAUGCCAACUUCACCUGUUACUUUUGAACUUUGUAAGAGUUUAGUGAUUUUAGCUCGCAAGCAGAGGAACUUGGUGUUGGCAACCCGUCUCAACAACUACCUCAAAAUCCAUGCCCCACUUAGCUCCGAUAAAGGUUUUAAUUGUUAUAUCACCUCCAGUGUGGAAUAUGAGGACAUUCUGCUCAUGCAAGUAAAAGAUAAGCCUGAAGAUGCAUUGAAAAAUCUUUGGUCAUUUGUGCAUCCAUGCAUGGUUUCUUCUUCAAAUGCAGCAUCCGACUCUCGUGAGAAUGUUUUAAAGGCAAAGGCAUGCUUAAAACUUUCGAAAUGGUUGCAAGGGGUCAGUUUAGGUAAAAACUGGGAGGAAAUUGUUCUUGAGAUGCCAGCCGAUUUUAAAAGGAGUGAAAUCUCCUCUCCAGUCAAAGAGCCCCUUACCCAGUCUGAUAGUAACCUGGACCCAAAGUCAGGAAUUAGUCUUGUUAUUGAGGAACUUGUGGGAACCGCUAGAAAGUUGUCCACACUCCUUUGCCCAAAGAUGGGAAAAUCGUGGAUUUUGUAUGCUUCUUGGUGUUAUACUCAAGCUAUAGCAUCUGUGUCCUCAAAUGGAAAGACAGCACUGCGUUCUUGUUCAUUUUCUCCCAUUCUAACUUCUGAAAUCCAACCAGAAAGAUUUGUAUUAACUGAUGAAGAGAAGUUGCGUGUUAAAGAAAUAAUCAGACAACUUAUUUCAGAAAGGUCCUACAAGAAAGAGUUAUUUGAAGGAAGUGGGGAUUGCAACUGGUCUCUUACUGAAUACAUCAAGAAAGAGUUAUUUGAAGGAAGUGGGGAAUGCAACUGGUCUCUUACUGAAUACAUGCACAGCGAGAAUGAAUUGAAUUCUUUAUGGCAGAAAAUUAUAGAUAUUAUUGAAACUACUGUUGGGAUUCCUGGGACAGAGGACUGUAGUAGCAAUAAUCUAUCUGAUGAAAUAACAUCGCAGUUGCAGAGUUGUAUUGUAUCUGCUAACAUUACCUUAGGCGAAGCCAGAGUUGCAUCCGUGGUGACUAAUCUGAUUGGUGUUUGGUGGUGUUUAAGAAGGAGAAGGGUUUCUCUCUUUGGUCAAGCAGCUCAAGCUUUUCUAAAUUAUCUUUCAUUUUCGUCUUCAAAAAGUUUUGAUGGGCAAUUAUGCAGCAGUGAUGAUGAGCCAGAGUAUAAGUAUGUAAGUUACACCUUGAGGGCCAUGCUCUAUGUGCUGCAUAUUCUGGUUAACUAUGGUUUUGAGUUAAAGGAUAUCCUCGAACCUGCUCUUUUAAAGGUUCCUUUGCUACCGUGGCAGGAUAUUGCAACCCAACUGUUUGCUCGUCUAAGUUCUCAUCCUGAUAAAGUGGUUCGGAUGCUGUUGGAGAAAUUGCUUCUCAUGCUGGCAGAACUUUCUCCAUGGUCUUUGAUUUACCCAACCCUUGUUGAUGCAAAUUCUCCAGAGAAGGAACCUUCUGAGGAGCUUCAGAAAAUUCUGGCCUACUUGCUAGCUUUUUGGGACAAGUUCUACCCAGACCCAUAUAUCAUGUUAUCGGAUCACCCGAAUUUGUUUGUUUGGAGGCGAUUUUUAACUUUGAAGUUGUUUUCCUAUUUACUGUUAGAUGUAAUGAGGCGCAUAAAUUUGUUGAAAGAGGAAGCAGGAAGGAUUGCACAGAACAAGACCCUUACUCAUGGUGAGAAGCACAAGAUAAAUGCUGCCAAGUACUCGGCUAUGAUGGCUCCUAUUGUUGUGGUCUUAGAGCGCCGUUUGGUUUCAACAUCUCGGAGACCCGAAACGCCUCAUGAGUCGUGGUUUUUUACAGAGUAUCAGGAACAGAUUAAAUCAGCCAUUACUAAGUUCAAAACUCCACCUACUUCUGUUGUGGCCUUGGCAGAUGUUUGGCGACCAUUUGAGGCAAUAGCUACUUCCCUGGCAACAGAUCAGAGGAAGUCCUCAAUUUCAUUUGGAGAAGUUUCCCCACAGUUGGCUUCUCUCAUGUCUUCUAAUGCUCCUAUGCCAGGUUUGGAGAAGCAAAUUAUGAUAUCCGAACCGGAGAGCGGUUUAGACAGCUUUAACACGGACAUAGUAACAGUCGCUUCUUUCUCUGAACAAUUAACUAUUUUGCCAACCAAAACCAAACCUAAAAAACUAAUUAUAUUGGGAUCGAAUGGUCUGAAGUAUACAUAUCUUUUGAAAGGACGAGAGGAUCUGCGUCUUGAUGCUCGAAUUAUGCAGCUACUGCAAUCUGUCAACGGUUUUCUGCAGUCAUCAUCUGCUACACGUUGGCAGUCCGUAGGAGUCCGUUAUUACUCGGUAACACCACUUAGUGGACGAGCUGGUCUGAUCCAGUGGGUGGAAAACGUUAUAAGCAUUUAUAGUGUUUUCAAAUCAUGGCAGAAUAGAUAUCAGUUACAACAGCUCUCUGCAUUGGGUGCUGAUACAAAAAAUGCUGCUGCUCCACCUGUCCCUCGUCCCAGUGACAUGUUCUACGGGAAAAUUAUUCCAGCUCUUAAAGAGAAAGGCAUAAGAAGAGUAAUAUCGAGAAGAGACUGGCCGCAUGAUGUUAAGCGGAAGGUUCUUUUGGAUCUCAUGAGCGAGACUCCUAAGCAACUUCUUCAUCAGGAACUUUGGUGUGCCAGUGAAGGAUUUAAGGCCUUCAGUUCAAAAUUGAAAAGGUUUUCUGGCAGCGUAGCAGCUAUGAGUAUUGUUGGUCACAUUCUGGGUCUGGGUGAUAGACACUUGGACAAUAUCCUUAUAGAUUUUUGUUCUGGGGAUAUAGUGCAUAUUGAUUACAAUGUGUGCUUUGACAAGGGUCAGAGAUUAAAGAUCCCUGAAAUUGUUCCAUUUCGCCUUACCCAGACAAUUGAGUCAACAUUAGGGCUGACUGGCAUUGAAGGCUCCUUUAGGGCAGACUGUGAAGCUGUUUUAGGUGUUUUGAGGAGGAAUAAGGAUAUACUAUUAAUGUUAUUAGAAGUUUUUGUGUGGGAUCCUCUUGUGGAAUGGACACAUGCAAACUUUCAUGAUGAUGCAGCCGUUGUUGGUGAGGAGAGGAAGGGCAUGGAGCUUGCUGUGAGUUUAAGCCUCUUCGCGUCACGUGUCCAAGAAAUCCGUGUUCCUUUACAGGAACACCACGAUCUUUUACUCUCUACCUUACCAGCAGUUGAAUCAGCCAUGGAGAGGUUUUGGAGCAUUUUAAACCAGUACGAGAUUGUCUCAAAUCAUUUCUACCGUGCUGACCAAGAGAGAUCCAACCUAAUUCAACACGAGUCAUCUGCAAAAUCUGUUGUUGCUGAAGCUACUAGUCACUCAGAAAAAAGCCGUGUUUUGUUUGAAGUACAGGUUCGAGAAAUCACUCAAGAACAUGCCAUGCUCAUUGAGAAAGGCCGAGAAGCAGCCGCCUGGGCCGAACAGCAUGGAAGGAUUAUUGAUGCUUUAAGAAGUAGUUCUAUUCCAGAAAUUAAAUCCCGCAUAAGGCUGGGUAGUUUGGAAGAAGCUCUGUCUCUUUCUUCAGCUGUUAUAGCCGCUGGAGUUCCACUGUCUGUAGUUCCUGAGCCCACCCAAAUCCAAUGCCACGAAGUUGAUACGGAAGUUUCACAGUUAGCAGCUGAGCUGGAUAGUGGGCUUUCUACAGCAGUUUCUGCUCUCCAAAUGUAUUCAUUAGCUUUGCAGCGAAUCCUACCAUUAAAUUACCUUGCAACCAGCCCAGUCCACUGUUGGUCCCAACUUUUGCUCUCUUUGAAUAAUCUCUCUUCCGAAGUCGUAUCAGCUGCCAGAAGCCAGGGUGCUGAAAUUGUCAGUGGACACACUGAUAGAUUUGCAUAUGCUAAGAACAAUUAUGAUGACCUUUGCCUCAAGGCUACAAAGUAUGCUGCAGAUAUAGAUAGGUUGGAAGAAGAAUGUGAGGAACUUGUGGUCUCCAUCGGCCCAGAGAUGGAAUCAAAGGCCAAAGAACGUCUAUUAUCUGCAUUCAUGAACUACCUGAAUCUUACAGGCUCCAAAAGUAAAGAUGAAUAUGUUGUUUCUGGACCAGCAAUACAUGAAGAGACAAAGAACAUGUCAUCUUGUGAGCAGAUUGAAAAGAAGAAAAAAAAGUUAUUGAAUAUACUAGAUAUGGCUGUGAGCAAUUAUUUUUCUGAUGUUAAGUAUCGAUUACGAACAAGCCUUGAUUCUUUUGGAGGGGAAAGAAUCACCAACAGUAUCCCACUGUCAGGCCUUGGUUCAUUUUGCAGUGCGUUUGAGGAGCAAAUGGAAAACUGUGUUCUAGUAUUAGAGUUUCUUGACGAGUUAAAAAGCGUUGCUGGCCUGAAUAUAUGUGAGCCCGAGGUUGAUGCAAAUAGGUCAAACACCUCAUGGGGAAACUGGGCUUCAACUUUCAAGAACAGUAUUAUUUGUUCAAAAAACCUCGUUGAGAACAUAGCGGAAGUGGUUGUACCCAGUUUGAUAAAAUCUGUGAUCUCAUUUAACUCUGAUGUAAUGGAUAUUUUCGGAUCUAUCUCCCAAAUACGUGGGUCCGUAGAUGCAGCACUCGAGCAGCUUAUCCAGGUUGAGUUAGAAAGAGCCUCUUUGACUGAACUGGAGUCUGACUACUUUGUGAAGGUAGGGCUCAUUACUGAAAGACAGCUGGCUCUCGAGGAAGCUGCCGUCAGGGGAAGAGAUAAUUUAUCUUGGGAAGAGGCUGAGGAGCUAGCAUCUCAAGAAGAAGCUUGCAGAGUGCAGCUUGACAGGCUCCAUCAGACAUGGAACCAGAAAGAUUUACUGUCUUCAUCACUUUCAAAAAGAGAAGAAAGUAUCAAUAGCGCUUUGGUUGCUUCUGAACUUCAGUUGCAAUCUCUUGUCACCGCCGAGUCAGAAAUGGAACCACAUGUCUUGAGAAGGAAAGCACUUCUGGCGAAAUUAAUUGAGCCUUUCUCAGAGUUGGAAUUGGUUGAUCAAGCAUUGAUGUCUCCAGCAGGGCCUGUCACGCAUAACUCGGAUAGAAUUCCUUACCUAGUUGAGUCAAUAAAUUCAGGACGUCCGAUAUCCGAAUACAUAUGGAAAUUUCCUGGUUUAUCUCAUAAUCAUGCCUUUUUCAUUUGGAAGGUUAUUAUGGUGGAUCUUUUGCUUGAUUCCUGCGUGCAUGAUGUUGCCACGUCGUUUGAUCAGAAUUUAGGGUUUGAUCAACUUGUUGAUGUAGUUAAGAGAAAACUCAGAAACCAAUUUCAAGAGCAUGUCAGCAAAUACUUGAGAGACAGAGUGGCCUCAGUUUUCCUGAGUAAAUUAGAUAGAGAAGUUGAGGUUUUGAGGCAUACGACGGAACCAGGCAUGGCGACUGGUCAAAUGCCAGCAGAUCUUGCGGCUGUGAAAAGAGUGCAACUCAUGCUUGAAGAGUACUGCAGUGCACAUGAAACUCUUAGAGCAGCAGAAUCAGCAGUCUCUAUCAUGAAGAGGCAGGUCAAUGAACUAAAAGAUGCACUCCUCAAUACCCGCUUGGAAAUUGCUCAGUUGGAAUGGAUGUAUGAUGCGCACUUAAGACCCUUGGAAGAUAUAAGGCUGAUAACACGUAAAUAUCUUUCAGAUAUUGAUAGCUUAUUGCCACUUAUAUUGAACACCAACAGGCCAAAUUUGCUUGAAAGCAUGCGGUCUUCUGUUGCAAAGAUUGCUAGGUCACUGGAAUGCCUGCAAUCUUGUGAAGUAGCUUCUGUUACAGCUGAAGGGCAGCUUGAGAGGGCAAUGAGUUGGGCCUGUGGGGGCCCGAACUCAAGUUCUGCUGGAAAUGCUCAUGCUAGAAAUUCAGGAAUACCUCCUGAAUUUCACGAUCAUUUGAUCAAUCGUCGGAAAUUAUUGCUGGAGGCACGAGAAAAUGCAUCAGACAUAAUGAAAGUUUGUAUAUCCUUAUUGGAGUUUGAGGGUUCAAGAGAUGGUAUUUUCAGGACUUCAACUGGGGCGGAUGGUGUAAUGUGGCAACAGUCCUACCUUAGUGCAAUAAAAAAAUUCGACAUCACCUAUCAUUCUUUUAUACGGGCUGAGAAAGAGUGGAAGAUUGCACAAAGAAAUAUGGAAGCAGCUUCUGGUGGUUUACUUUCUGCAACCAGUGAACUUUCGGUUGCUUCAGUAAGAGCUAGGACCGCAUCAGGUGAUUUACAGAGUACUCUUCUUACAAUGAGAGAGUCAGCCUACGACGCCAGUGUUGCAUUGUCCUUGUAUGGGCGUAUCAUUGGAGGCCACAAUGCUCUGACUUCUGAAUGUGGUUCUAUGCUCGAAGAGGUCUUGGCCAUAACAGAAGGUUUGCAUGAUAUUCACAGUUUGGGGAAAGAGUCUGCUGUGUUACACUCAUCUCUAAUGGAAGAACUCUCAAAGGCCAAUGCAGUCCUUAUCCCACUCGAAUCCCUACUCUCAAAGGAUGUUGCUGCCAUGACUGAUGCCAUGGGUAGGGAAAAAGAAACAAAAUCGGAGAUAUCCCCCAUUCAUGGACAAGCCAUUUUCCAGUCUUACCAUAAUAGAGUCGAGGAGGCUUUACGAGUGUUCAAGCCUUUGGUACCUUCUCUUACUGCUUCUGUCAAGGGGCUUUACUCCCUUUUGACUAAGCUGGCUAAGGCUGCAGGUCUUCACGCCGGAAAUCUCCAUAAGGCACUUGAAGGAGUAGGAGAAAGCCUGGAAGUAAGGUCACAGGACAUUGAUCCCCUGAGGACAGAUAUAACUGAUUCUGGUGCUGACUAUAAUACACAGGAGACUGAGAUUUCAGUCAAAUCUGAUGUUGAGGAUGCAAAUGUCUCGGUUGAUCUGAAUGAAGUGACUUUACCGGAAAGUGGUUGGAUAUCUCCACCAGAAAGCCUCGCUGAUAAUAGUGAAGAGUCUGGUGGCACAUCGGCUGGGACAAGCAUUGCAGAUAGCUUCAGUGGUCUCGAAAUUACUUCACCAACUUCAGGUGGCUCUAAAAGCCAAGAGAAAGCAGAUUAUCAGACAUGCCUCCCGUCAGGUGUGACUGAAGAACGUCUCGGGUCAUCACCUCGUGAGACACAUUCAGAAAAUAAGCAGGAAAGCUCAGAUUUUCAUUCUGGGCAUGAAGAGGUAAAAUUUGUUCUAAACCAUGACAAUGCCGAAGGACUACCGAAACAUUCCUUCAAUAACAUAGAGGCUGUCGGCCAAGGGCGUGCGGGCAAAAAUGCUUAUGCAGUGUCAAUCUUAAGGCGAGUCGAGAUGAAACUUGACGGGCGAGAUAUCACCGACAACAGGCAUGCAUAUAUUUCCAUUUUAAUGCAUUUGGAAAUAAGUAUUGGGGAGCAAGUUGAUUUUCUGCUCAGGCAAGCUACAAACAUAGACAAUCUAUGCAACAUGUACGAAGGUUGGACACCUUGGAUUUAA
This is a messenger RNA of Striga hermonthica, 11343 nucleotides long. The record is from the annotation of a GenBank genome assembly. Lineage: Eukaryota; Viridiplantae; Streptophyta; Magnoliopsida; Lamiales; Orobanchaceae.